CUGAAAUAUCAGUUCACUAUUUGGACAUUGGUAUUUUGAUUUCAUCAUGGUUUCCAGUCACUGCAACGUUCUGUUUUUCUGUCUUUUGUUGGUGUAUCCUCUUUUGCUGGCUACAGUCUUCCUAAAGCAUGAAGAAGCAAGCAUUGUGUUACAAAGGAAAAAGAGAGCCAAUUCCUUCCUUGAAGAAUUAAAAACAGGGUCACUAGAGCGAGAAUGCAUUGAAGAGCACUGUUCAUUGGAGGAAGCCAGAGAAAUCUUUAAAGAUGACAAAAGGGCCAGGGAAUUCUGGGUGCGCUACAUAGAUCCUAAUCAGUGCAACUCUAACCCUUGCCAGAACGGUGGGACAUGUACUGACCAGUUCCAAGACUACGUGUGCAUUUGUCCUAUAGAUUAUGAGGGCAAAAACUGUGAAAGUGGUCCAGAAGACAGACUGAAGUGCAUUUAUGACAAUGGCAAUUGUGAACAUUACUGCACAGACAAUGCAACUACAAUACGGCAGUGCUCUUGUGCAGAGGGAUACAGGCUAGCAAGUGAUGAAGUAUCUUGCAUCCCAGAAGUUGAAUACCCUUGUGGGAAAAUACCCAUUUUGGCCAAGAAAGAGGAGGGACCAGAAGGAAGAAUUGUAGGAGGUUAUUCCUGUCCUCCGGGUGAAUGCCCAUGGCAAGCCCUCAUGAUAGAAGGUGCAAAAGAAAAAUGUGGAGGUGUUCUGCUUGCUCCAUCUUGGGUAGCUACUGCAGCUCAUUGCUUGAUCCAUGCACGCCACAGAGUACUCACAAUAAAACUGGGUGAAUACAGCCGAGACCAUGAAGAUGAAGGUGAACAGGAAAGGAAGGUUGCUGAAAUCAUCCUCCACGAAAAAUAUAUUCCAAAAACGAGAAUUGACAAUGAUAUUGCCUUGCUGCGAUUAGAAACACCAGUUAACUUGACGGAUUAUGUGGUGCCCAUAUGCUUGCCACAGAAGCGAUUUGCCGCAGACGUGCUGAACUUCAUUGAAUACUCCACAGUGAGUGGGUGGGGUCGUCUCAUUGAAGGUGGGCCAACUUCCGCCAUACUUAUGCAAGUGAGGCUCCGCAAAAUGCACAAGAAAGAAUGCGUUCAGCACACUAACUUCACUAUUACAGGGAACAUGUUUUGCGCUGGGUACUUUGAUGGGACUAAAGACUCAUGUGAAGGUGACAGUGGUGGGCCUCAUGCCACCAAGUACAAGGAUACUUGGUUUCUAACAGGGAUUGUGAGCUGGGGGAAGGGAUGUGCAGCAAAAGGCACAUAUGGGGUUUAUACAAAUGUGGUCAAGUACAUUGACUGGUUAACCAAUCACAUGAAUUCCUAACUUGUGCUGCUCUUCUAUCUGGCUACCACUUUUGACAUCUCUCUAUUCAACAUUCUUUAAGCAUGUUUAAUAGAUUAAAGACCAUAUAUUGAUUUAAAACUUAAUUGUAUUAAUUUUGUAUGUAUUUACAUUUUAGUGUUAUUUCUAAUAUGCCCAGAAAGGAGUGUAUGCUAUUACAAUGUUUAGUUUA
Messenger RNA from Hemicordylus capensis (graceful crag lizard), 1520 nucleotides. It is a transcript of the gene F7, whose product is annotated as coagulation factor VII. Gene Ontology annotation, biological process: blood coagulation; proteolysis. The record is from RefSeq and is a predicted model, not a curated record. The transcript is spliced from 8 exons. The coding region runs from base 47 to 1330 and encodes 427 amino acids. Gene Ontology annotation, cellular component: extracellular region. Gene Ontology annotation, molecular function: serine-type endopeptidase activity; calcium ion binding. Lineage: Eukaryota; Metazoa; Chordata; Lepidosauria; Squamata; Cordylidae.